CGGAAAGCAACAUAGUGUUUGUUUAUUACAUUUGUUUACAUCAAUAAUGUUACUAAAUUAUAUAUUUUGAACGUGGUUUUCUUGUUAGGUCUCUAUCCAUAACCAACCUGCACAGCCUCACCAGCCUUUGGAACAGCAUCUGUGUUCAAGAAUUACCGAGUGGGCAGGAUUGAGCUGCAGUGGCGCGAGAAAAGUUUUUAAACCACGCAGUGUAGUACCUGGGGCAGCUCUAGGGCCUGGAAAGAAUUAAAAGAUGUCGGAGGAUACCAAUCCACCUGCGGAGAAUGCUGCCGGUACUCCUCUGGCCGGCAAACAGCCCCGACGACAGAAGUUCACCGAGCAGCAGUUGGCAGCGCUUCCACACGAAGAGUUAGCGAAGAGCUGGCAAGACCUUGAUAUGUACGCUGACUAUCUAGAAGCUCAGCUGUCUGCUCAGGAAGGGGAGACGGCGGCGGCGCGCGAGGCGGAGGAGCGAGUCCGGCAGCAGCACCUGGAGAGCGCGCACCGGGAGAAGGUCCUGGUGCGGAGACUGGCCACCAAGGAGCAGGAGACACAGGAGUACGUGAGCCAGAUCGCUGAGCUGAAGGCGGCGCAGGCCCCGGGGGCGGUGGCCCUGCGCUCCGCGCUCCUCGACCCGGCCGUGAACCUCUGCCUGCAGCGGCUGGCCCAGCAGCUCGCGGCGUCCCGCGCCAAGGUCGAGGAGACGCAGAACGAGCUGAGCGCCUGGAAGUUCACCCCCGACAGCAACACGGGCAAGCGGCUGAUGGCGAAGUGCCGGCUGCUCUACCAAGAGAACGAGGACCUGGGCCGGAUGGUGUCCAGCGGCCGCCUGGCCAAGCUCGAAGGAGAGCUCGCCCUGCAGAAGAGUUUCAGUGAGGAGGUCAAGAAGUCGCAGUCUGAGCUGGACGAGUUCCUCCAGGAGCUGGACGAAGACGUGGAGGGCAUGCAGGGCACCAUCUACUACCUGCAGCAGGAGCUGCGUCGGUCCAAGGAGGCGGCGGCGGCGCUGCAGGCGGAGGUGGCGGCCCUGAAGGGCGCCGGGGCCUCGGUCCCUCCCCCCGAGGCUCCGCCCCCGCCGGCGGCGCCGCCCGUCGACGAGGACUCGAGCGGCUCGGCGGAGCUGAUCCUCAAGGUGGCGGCGGACGAGCUGGGCGCGGACGGGGAGUUCGAGGCGGAGGCGGGGCCAGACCCGCCCGCGGACGGCGACGGCGAGCGGAAGAGGCCGCUGGUGGACUGCGGCGACAGCAGCGGCGACGACAGCGACAACGUGCCGCUCAUCAAGAAGGUGCGCCGCGACUCGGAGAUCUCGCUCCACUACGACGAGGACGAGGACGAGGACGAGGAGACCAGGCUGAUGAGCUCCGGCCCCAAUGACCAGGGCAACGCGCCGGAGUAGUGUGGUCCCACUUCACGCGUUCACUAGCUAGCUAUGUACUGAUCAGGGGCGCAACAACUAAAUUUCCAAAAGAAGGGGGGGGGGGGGGGCAAUAUACCUUUUUAUAAAGAAUCAAUAAUCUGCCCUGUUGAAGCGCGGGGUCCGGGGGGUCCUCCCCCGGGAAAAUUUGUAUUUCAAGGUGGAAAAUGGUGCUAUUUAAGCAGUUUUACCAUCUAAAAAUGUAUUACACAGCACUUUCUUUGCCCCUAUUUGCCCCCACUUCAAGGUUUCAGAGGGGGGUGGGGGGGCAAAAUUCCCUUGCCCCCCCCCCCCUCCCCCCCUGUUGUUGCGCCCCUGGUACUGAUGGACUCUUUGUGUACAAUAUGUGGAUUAGUGAUGUCACAAAUACAUUUACAACUGCAUUAUUUCA
Bacillus rossius redtenbacheri is the source of this 1805-nucleotide messenger RNA. RefSeq names its product pre-mRNA-splicing regulator female-lethal(2)D (gene fl(2)d). The record is from RefSeq and is a predicted model, not a curated record. Lineage: Eukaryota; Metazoa; Arthropoda; Insecta; Phasmatodea; Bacillidae. The transcript is spliced from 7 exons. Gene Ontology annotation, biological process: regulation of alternative mRNA splicing, via spliceosome. The coding region runs from base 254 to 1396 and encodes 380 amino acids. Gene Ontology annotation, cellular component: nucleus.